AUGACUCGUACCAGUAUAUCAAUACCGGGUGAUGAUGGUCCAGAUUUAAUUGGACGUUUUUGUACAACAGCUAAACUUGAUUUAUGUGACCCAAAUAAUUUCACGCGGCAGUCCUUAUUCAAAUGGUAUGAAUUUAAAUUUGGUGAAAAACAAGCCGGAGAACUUUUAGCUGUAUUUGAACUUGUUGAAGUUAAUCCGGAAACACGAGAAGCUGAAGCGGCAUUUGGACUUCAGGAAAUUCCAAUAACACCGGAUAAUUAUCCACCAAUAAGUUAUGUUACAAAAACUAUGAAAAAUAAAAUUUAUCAAAUUCCAUUAUUAUUGAUACCUGACUAUAAAACUUAUCAAAUCGAGAUUAUGUUUUGGGGUUUACGUGAAUGUCGUGCAAUUAAUCUUCAAUCUAUUCAAGAAGCUGAAGUCACAAUUGAAUGUUCUGGUGCACGUAUAACAAGACAAAUAAAAAAUGUACAAAAAUAUCCAAAUUUUGAAUCAUCAUCUAGUGAAUCAGACAAAUAUACGCUUCUUGUUAAUUUACCAAAUGAUAAUAAUUUUUGGCCACAUUUAAGUAUACUAUGUGUACAGCAUCGUCUUUUUGGAAUGAAAGAAGUCGUUGGCAAUCUAGUUGUAACUAAUUUACAAAAAUACCUUGAAAAACCUAUUGAGCCUUUAUCAUCAGGUGGUCAAGCUGUUGCAGAUGCUGUGAAUGAAUUAUCAAAAAGAAUUCCAUACAAUUUUAAUCGUGUUCGACGAUCGGUUAUUGAUGCAUAUGAAGCUACUCUAGCGGCACAGGAUGAGAGUUUAGGAAGAAAAAAAUUAGAUGAGUUUGAAAGCAGUGCAGGUCGUGAUAGAGCCUGUACUGAUAGUCAAGUAGCAAUUAUCAAUGAUGAUUCAUUGGAUAGAAAAAAAAGAGAAGGUAAUGAAUCUGGUGGAAAAUCAGAUAAAGAAAAAGACGGUUCAAGAGAACCUAAUUCGACAACUGAAUCACCUAGUAAUGGAAUAAAUGGUGAUGAACCUUUAACAACAUUAGAAAAAGUAAAAAGAAAUGAUAUGGAAAAAGCAGCUGGAUGGUGGCAUAAAUAUUAUGCAUCAAAAGCAAGACUAAAAUUGAUGCAACAAUCUGCCCCAGACAUGGAUGAAGGUUUAAUAGAUAGUUAUGAUGCCUAUGCAGAUUUUUUUAAAGAUGAAUCAUUACUUGUUGCCAAAAAGCGUUUUAAUUUGUGGAACAGAGCUAAAAAAAUAUUUCUACAUGUUGGAAAAGCUCAUAAAACAUUACGAAACUUUGCCACUGAACAAAUGGAGCAAUUAGGAGAUUCUGAAAAAUCAAAAUCAGCUGUUGAUGAAAGUUUAGAUCUUAUUGAAAUUGAUCGUCUUAAAGAAUUAACAUUAUUACAAACAUUUGAUAUAAUCGAAACAGAAUUAGAAAAUGUUCAUGAUUAUGAAGGUUUUAAUGAUUGUCUUGAUUCAUUUCCUUUAUAUAAAGGUAAAGGUUCAAGUCGAUCAGAUGAAAUCGGUGAUGAAAAACGUGUCCAUACGAAGUUUAAGGGUAAAUUUCGUAUUAAAGAACUUCCAACAAAAAGUUCUUCGCUUGGAAUUUCGAUGGACAGAGCAAAUAGAAUGUCUUUAGCAGCUAUUAAUCGAGAUCUUUCAAAUGCUGGAAUAAAAACACUCUUCCAACCAACAAUUGGUGCACCUUUACCAACAAAUCAAUUAAUGCUUCGAUUUGAUUUUAAUAAAAAUCCUAUAACACUAAAAUGUCGAUUGUAUAUAAUAAAAGCUCUAUUAUAUCGUGGUUGGGAUCAAUCAGGCAAAGCCGAUCCAUUUAUAAAAAUAGUAUUAAACAAUGACACUAUAAUUGAUGAUGUUGAGGGAAAACUUCAAAAUACAUUAGAACCCGUUUUUGGCAAAUCAUAUGAAUUUGAAGCUCAAUUACCUCUUCAAUCGUUACUACGUAUACAAUUAUGGGAUUGGGAUAUGGCAAGUUCCAAUGAUAUGAUUGCUGAAACAAAAAUUGAUAUUGAAAAUCGUUGGUUUUCAUGUCAUAGACCAACUUGUGCUUUACCAAAAAGAUAUGACAGUGCGGGUUAUAAUACUUGGCGUGAUACAAAAAAGCCAACAAUUAUUUUAACUGAAUUAUGUCGAACAAUAAAUAUUAAUGCACCUGUUUAUGCGGCAAAUCUUCGUUCAGUAGCAAUCGGUGAUGAAAGUUUUGAAUGUGAUCCUGCAUGUGUUGAAUUUAUAAGGUAUGCAAAAUCAUCCGUAGAUACUUUACAUCGAAAAGCUCAUCAUGAAUCACCCGAAGAAUAUAUAAGACAGAAUACAGCAUUAGCUGCUCUACAUGGAUGGGGAAGAAAAAUUAAUCCGCAAGGUGCUUUAGUCACUGAACAUAUUGAAUGUCGAUCACUUUUUAAUCCAGAAUUUCCUGAAACUGAACAAGGAAAAUUAGAAAUGUGGUUAGAUUUUUUUCCAAUGUCACGACCACCUUCAAGUGCUAUGAUUGAUAUAACACCACCUAAACCUACAGCUUAUCAAUUACGUCUAACUAUCUGGAAUACAUCUGAUGUAGAAUUGAAUGAUGAAAAUUUCCUUACCGGAGAGAAAACAUCAGAUAUUUAUGUUAAAGCAUGGAUUAUAGGAGAAACAGUUGAUGCACAACAAACAGAUAUUCAUUAUAGAUCAUUAACAGGCGAAGGAAAUUUUAAUUGGCGAUUCGUAUUCGAUUUUGACUAUUUAGAUAUAGAAGAAAAAGUUAUUUUUGAAGCAAAAGAUUCCGUAUUUCAAGUUGGUAAUACAAAAAAAAAGAUUCCACCAAGACUUAUUGUUCGUGUUUAUGAUGCAGAUUUUUUUUCAGCUGAUGAUUUUCUAGGUGAAUCUAUUAUUACUCUUACACAUGUACCACUUGGUGGUAAAUUAUCAAAAAAAUGUAAAGCUGAUAUUCUACUUAAUCCAAAACAUAAAGGAAUUAAUUUAUUUGUUCAUAAACGUAUUGCUGGUUGGUGGCCAAUGAUUGCUCCAUUGAAAGCGGGUGAAAUUCGUGAUAAAGCUUUAUUAGGAGGAAAAUUUGAAGCUGAAUUAUCACUCGUUACUGCUGAAGAAGCAGAAAAAAAUCCCGUUGGAAAAGCACGUGAAGCACCACAACCACUUGAAGAACCAAAUCGUCCAAAAACAUCAUUUCUUUGGUUUACAUCACCAUGGAAAACAUUACGUUUUGUUAUAUGGCGUAAUUUCAAAUGGGCAAUCAUUUUAGGAAUCGUUAUUUUUAUUUUAGUUAUAUUUCUUUUACUUGCUAUUUGGUCACUACCCGGUGAAAUAGUUAACCAAGUGGCAACUAAAAUUUUUAAAAAUUAA
Rotaria sp. Silwood2 is the source of this 3345-nucleotide messenger RNA. The record is from the annotation of a GenBank genome assembly. Lineage: Eukaryota; Metazoa; Rotifera; Eurotatoria; Philodinida; Philodinidae.